Alternaria atra is the source of this 387-nucleotide messenger RNA. RefSeq lists its product as uncharacterized. The transcript is spliced from 2 exons. Bases 1 to 387 code for a protein of 128 amino acids. The record is from RefSeq and is a predicted model, not a curated record. NCBI's taxonomy places the organism in Eukaryota, Fungi, Ascomycota, Dothideomycetes, Pleosporales, Pleosporaceae.
AUGGUCUACACAAUCGUCGUUCAUCUCCUCGCCAAGGAAGACCAGGAGAGCAUUAAUAAGCUGAGCGCAAAGCUUGUCGAGGCCAGUCAGGUGUACAGCAAGGACAAGGAGACGUUGAGCUGGUUUGUUAUGCAGGAUACUGCCGAUAAGAGGAAGUUUACUAUUGUCGAGCGGUACUUGAAGGAAUCUUCUCAGCAAUACCACCUGAACAACCCUUACUGGAAGACCUUCGACCCUUACGUCAUCCCGUUGCUGGCUGCACCCAUGGAUCUGAGGCGUCUCGAGGAGCUGGAUACGACUCUCACAAGCGCGGGUGCGCAUUACCACGAGGAUGCUGUAAGGGUGGAAACUAGCGUUGGGGAUAUGUACCAGGGAACUGAUGCUUAG